CGCCUAGCGUCCUUGCGAAGGUUUCGUAUUUCGCUGUACGAAGAAAGUUCCGCGUCGUCGCGGUUCCGGUUCUCACAACGGAAAAAGAGCGAAGCACGUCUCCUCGCAGGACGAUAUACGGACAGGUCGAUCGGCCGUCAGCUGCUGCUCUGCUGCUUAUUUUAUGAUCUCGUAACUGAUCGUACGUACACUACGUACUACGCGAACGUGAGCGAGGAGAAACAAUAGCGGCGUCCGUCGACGCAUCUGCCGAGGGAGUAAGAGAAUGAGUCAAGCGAAUCAGGAUCAGGACAAAAGCAUGGACAAGAAAGAGAUCGCCGAUGAGGAGAGGGAGAAGAUGCUGAACGCCGAGAAUACGAAGCACACCGGGGCUGCACCUGCAUCCGACCUCGAGUCCGAGGAGCAGAAACCGAAGAAGAAGAUUCCAAUCGGCGGCAUCAAGAUGCCCGGAUUCUGCCGUACCAAGAGCAAGGAACCGUGCAAGGAUGAGGAGACGAAAUCAGCAGAGUCCACGGAUGCGGAAUCAGCCCCUGUGGUGACAAAGGAAAGCGAGCAGAAUACCGUGGAAAAACCUACAACACCUGGCAAAGAUUCUAAAGAGAAGGAAGGACGAAAGGGAAUUUUGAAUGCCAUUCGGAUACCUUUAGUAUCGUCCGUUUUCCCGAGAAAGAAGAAGGAAACUGACGCUGAGUUAGGACCGACUGGCACCGCAGGAUUAGCGAGCGUCGAGACACUCGAUGACGGUACAGAUAAAAACCCUAUCGCCAACGAAGACGGUAUGGAAACCGUUCGUCUCGAUGGAGAUGACGGUGCUGAUGGUGUCGAAUCGCCGAAGCAUCCUCUAAUCUUCUGGAUAUCGUUGCUUAGAAGACACAUGAUUCUCUCAGCGGUGGUCCUCCUGUUUCUGCUCAGCGUCAUCAUCAUUAUUUGCAUCGCCUGCGCCGGACCCAGAAGAAUCCUUACUCAGCCGUUGAAGGACGGCAAAUACAUCGAAGCGGUGACGUCAUGCGGAUUGGUACAGGGCGUCCUGGAGGAUGGUGCCUACGCAUUCCGUGGAAUCCCUUACGCGGUACCACCGAUUGGCAACCGUCGCUGGCAAAUAGCAGAGAGCUUGAGUCGUAUCGAGCAUUGCUGGAACGGCAUUUACCUAGCGCACAACUCCUCCGAGGCUUGCUGGCAGCGCGAGCCGACAAAUAUCAAGACAUACGGCACGGAGGAUUGCCUCUAUCUCGACGUGUUCACUCCAGCGGUUCGUUAUGACUCUCCGUUGCCCGUGGUUGUUAUGAUCGGUGCCGAGACGCUGAGCGGUGGCUCGCCCGGAGUGAUGCAACCUUCAGCCAAGCUGGCGCGCGUUCGCGACAUCGUGUUCGUGCGACCAAACUUCCGCUUGGGAAUUUUCGGAUUCUUGGCGGCCGAGACUCUUACUAAAACCGCUCAUCCUCCGAGCUCGGGCAACUACGGAUUGUCAGACAUUAUAACGGCCCUUCACUGGGUGCAGUUGAAUAUCGAAAACUUUGGCGGCAACAAAUCUUCCGUCACUCUGUGGGGACAUCGAGCGGGCGGCACUCUUGUAACGACACUGAUCGGCAACCGUCGUGCCAAAAAUCUCUUCUCGAAGAUGUGGAUAUCUAGCGGUAGCGCAAUCUUUCCGGGCAAAGAAUUGAGUAGCUCCGAGACUCUGAACCAAGACUUCUUCAAUAUGUUUCCAUGUCCCAGUGCCGCUUGUCUAAAAGACAAGAGUGCCACGGAUAUCAUGGACGCCGUACCAGAGUCGUGGUACAUGAGUAACGUAAAUUUGCCUGUAAGCAAGGAAACUGAACAGGAGCGGAAACAUGAGUGGCUCGUUUUGGACGGUAAUAUUCUCCAGCAACACGUCGGUCAGAUCCUGGCGCGGGAAAAACAUUUGAUAAAAGUAGUGAUGGGUACUACCGCACACUCUGGUACACCAUGGCAAUACUUGUCGCCGAACAUUACUUUGAAUGCAACACAAGUUGAGCAAAACUUACGAGAGUCUGUGAUCGGAAUUCAAGGCUUGAUGGAUGAAGCUUUCAAGCGCUACAAUGCCACGUUGAAAGGACUAGUUACAAUGAUUUCCGACAUUCGUGUAGUCUGCCCGUUGCUGACAGUCGCCAGAAUGAGGACCGAUAUACCGUUCUACGUAGCUACUCAACCCCGUCGAUCCCACUUGGCCGAUCCCGAUAGCGAUGCCGCAGCCAUUCUAGGAACUUAUGCCGCUGUCACACCUGAAGAGAAGAGACAUGUAUCGGCUAUGCAACAAUUAUUUAAUCAUUACGUGUGGCAUGGUGAGGUCGCGCAAGUUGAUCCAUCGGGCGCAAAGCGAGUCCUAGUUGUUGGUCAAGACACCCUACUCCAACAAGACUAUCCUAAUUGCGACUACUGGAUAAAGCAGGACAUCGUACCUAAGCACGGUCGUGUCGAUUGAAAAGGCUCUCAUCAUUGUGUAGUCUGCGUGUUAAGAUCCGAAAGCUUGUUUCUCGAAUAUAACGCGUGCGUUGAAUUUUCCGGGAACAAGAUUUUCUCACGGCACAGAUACAUACUUUGAAUACUUAAAUAGAUCAAUAUGAUAAGUGUUCUACGAGAUUAUACGGAUUAAUGAUUAAACUUAAUGACCACGCCUUUGUGGUGCGACGUAUAAUAGUAGUACCUGUCCGAAACACAUGACAAUUAAUUAAUGUAAAAGCUAAAAUAUAAAAUAACAAUUAAAAAGAAAAAGAAAAAUUUAUAUGUAGAUAUUUAUGUACACCGAUGUAUGAGUUUGCUCUCAAUGCUAAAGAAUUAACGAUAAUAUUUUACAAAACUGUUUAGCAAUGAGAAAUGAAUGUUGUUCUCUUUAUAUCCGAGAUACGUGUGUUCGACCACAAGGCACGUGGACUAUUAUGUAUGUGUAUAAAUGUGAAUCAAAUUGUAAUAUAUUGAAUGUAAAAGCAGAAGAGAGUAUGACGAAGACAUGCAGGGAAAGCGUGUAGCUUAAGGUUCCUGGGUUCUAAGAAAACACGCUAAAAAUUCUUAGACGCCAUUUCGAAAUAAAGAUAUUUCGAUGAAACAGCACUUCAGAUGACUUUAGCAUACUUUUAAAAUACGUCUGACGUUACAAUUUCACCAUGGUGAGGAGCCAGGAGCCUUAAUGAGGAGUAAAAGAUAUCUUAUAUGAUGCACAAGAUCACACAGCAAAUAAAUGCGAAAAGAUAGAAUAAAGUAAACAGCUAUGCCUUCAGCCUUACAAAAUGUUUGGCUUAAUCGUAUUUUGAAGGAAACUUUUUAAAAUUCAAACAAAAGAUUGACACAUUUUGAUACGGUUAAGAAUUUAAUGGAAAACUUUGCGCGUAAUAAUAUGCAAAGUAUUCUUAUUCUUUGUAUACCUCUUCGUACUCAACUCAGAUAAUGUAAGAUAACGUGAAAAAUCUCGAAGUAUAAACCAUUGUAGGUGUAGAUUAUCGGCGUAAUAUCACGGCAGGAAUGACUUUGUAUUUUUAUGCAUGGACCAUAUGCUCUUUUGCGCAUAAUAUAAAAAAUAUUUUUAGAUCAAAAGUGUCUUUAAAGAAACAUAGUACGGGACACAUAUGCAUUUAUCGCGUUUGUGGAAGCAAGCUUUUCUUUAAUUUCCUUUUCACUAAACAGUUUUUUAUAUAAAAAUUUAUUUUUAUUAUGGAUAUUUUUUUACACAUGUAAAAUACUUAUGUUAAAGAAAAACAACUUUUGCACAACAGGGAACUUGCAGAGACUGAAGAAAUAUAAAAUAAUGAAUGAAUAUUCAGCUAUCCAAUUAAGAACUUCUCAAAGAGAUUUUCUAUCUUAUUCAGACUGAAACUGCCAAAUUUGAUAUUUUUUAUAUCGCACAGUGUGUGAAUAAUAAAGAUUUUACUAUAUAAAGAAUCUCUUCCAUAAACGCGAUUCGCGUCCUAGAAACAAGUAAUCUUGAUAAUCUUUUUUGAUUAAGAGAUCACUCACAUACGAUUACAUAUUAUGACUAUAUUAUUCGAUGUGUUAUUAAGUCAUUUAAUUUAUUUUCACACUAAUAUGUGAUAAAGUAGCAUUUACUCAAGAAACCCUAGUAUAAGUUGUUUUAUUUUAUUAUAUAGAUAGAUUAGAUCAUAUAUAUUAUUUUUUUUUAUUACUUUCAUAUUACACACAUGCAAACAACGGCAUCGACGAUAAACGCCUGUAGUGACAUAUAUAUAUUGACUGAAUCAGUAA
Messenger RNA from Nylanderia fulva, 4215 nucleotides. NCBI's taxonomy places the organism in Eukaryota, Metazoa, Arthropoda, Insecta, Hymenoptera, Formicidae. The record is from RefSeq and is a predicted model, not a curated record.